Messenger RNA from Zea mays, 573 nucleotides. RefSeq lists its product as uncharacterized. The transcript has a single exon. Gene Ontology annotation, biological process: defense response. NCBI's taxonomy places the organism in Eukaryota, Viridiplantae, Streptophyta, Magnoliopsida, Poales, Poaceae. The record is from RefSeq and is a predicted model, not a curated record. The coding region runs from base 159 to 440 and encodes 93 amino acids.
UCUCCUCUCUUCCCACCGUACACGGAUCAUAUAUAUAUAUAUAUAUAUACACACACAUGCUCUGGAACGGCUUCUUCGAUAGUUCCACCACCACGGUUACUUCCAUAUAUUUCCCUUGGAUUGGAUCGGCGCUCAAACGAAUAACAAUCCGGUAACUAAUGGAGUCUUCACGAGGGAAGCUGUCUGCCGCCGGCGUCCUCCUGCUGCUGCUGAUGACACUCCUCGUGGUGGCCGCCAUGCAGGCGGUUGAGGCACGCGACUGCCUGACACAGAGCACCCGGUUACCGGGGCAUCUGUGCGUGCGGUCGGACUACUGCGCGAUCGGGUGCAGGGAGGAGGGCAAGGGCUACACGGGCGGCAGGUGCCGCAUCUCUCCCGUCCCGCUCGACGGGAUUCUCUGCUACUGCGUCAAGCCUUGCCCAUCCACCACGACAGAAUGAUGAGACAAGUGCGGUGCCGGUGGGUGUAGUGCAGGCUGGUCGAGGGUUAUUAGUUUGAGGAAUUACUGCUAGAGAUGGCAAUGGAGACCCGAUCCCCGAUUCCCCGCGGGGAAUUCCCCUAUUAGGGGACGGG